GGAAAGAAAAAAGACAAAAAAAGGUCUUUGACAGCUGACUGACAUAAUGUUGUCAUUUGUUAGUUGAAGACCGAAGUUAAGUGCUAAAAAUUGCAAUUUUCUUUAAAACUAUUUCCACAUUUGAUGUAUGAUUUUCAUUAUAAAAUCCGUCCUUGUUUCUACGUGCUUUUAAGGUUAUAAUUAAAAGUUAAUACACUAAACUGUACUUUGUAUAUUAACUUGUGCAAUGUGCAUUUUUUAAGAAUUCUAUCCAUUCUUUUAUUAAACUAGUGAUGCUCAUAAACUGUAAAUUACUAAAUUUUCUAAGCGCAACUAGAAAUUUCAGCAAAGCUAAUAUAUUACGUCCAAAAAGAGUAAAAACUAAAGUAGAUAUGGAGGCAAAGUUUCGUGAAGAUCCUAUUGUACUGAAAUUGGAUACGCCAGAGUUUAAAAAUAUUUUCACUCAGGAAGUGCUAGAUCUAAAAAAGCUAUUUGAUAAAUACAAUUACGAAAUCAGGAUAGCUGGUGGAGCUGUGAGAGAUUUAUUACUAGGCCAGCAAGCAAAAGAUCUAGACUUUGCCACUGUAGCCACCCCCAAGCAGAUGAAGGAAAUGUUCACUGCGGAAAAUAUUCGUAUGAUAAAUAUGAGUGGUGAGAAACAUGGAACCAUCACUCCUAGGAUUAAUGAUAAGGAAAACUUUGAGGUUACUACCUUGCGGAUAGAUAUGAUAACUGAUGGCAGACAUGCUGAGGUUGAAUUUACUAAAGAUUGGAAGUUAGAUGCAAAUAGAAGAGAUCUUACAAUCAAUUCAAUGUUUCUAGGAUUUGAUGGGACUGUUUAUGACUAUUUCUUUGGGUAUGAUGAUUUGCAAAAAAGAAGAAUUGCAUUUGUUGGUGACCCUGAUGUGCGAAUUAAGGAAGAUUUUUUAAGAAUAAUGCGUUAUUUCCGGUUUUAUGGAAGAAUAGCUGAAAAGGCAAACAAUCAUGAUCACCAUUGUUUAGAAAUUAUUAAAGCAAAUGUAGAAGGUUUGCAGAAUGUCUCUGGUGAGAGGAUAUGGAUGGAAUUGAAAAAGACCCUACAGGGUAAUUUUGCUGGUGAUUUAUUAAAAACUAUGUUAAAUGUGGGUAUUGGACAAUGUAUUGGUAUUCCAAAUCCCAAUUUGGAAGAGUUAGACAUUUUACUAAAUAGAUGUUGCCACUUGGAAAUACAUCCUAUGAGUUACUUAGCAGCUCUUCUUAAAAGUAUAGAUGAUGUAACAAUAUUACAUUCCAGGCUAAAGUUUUCUAGUUAUGAGCGUGAUAUGGCAUACUUUAUUGUGGAACAUAGAGGUGAAAAAGAGGGUUCAAGGCCUUUGCUCCCAUAUGAAAAGUUAGUACUAAACACUAAAAUAAAACAAAAAGAUGCUGUUGACUAUGUACGCGAAGUACUAAAAUAUAGAGGAUCUGAAAACUUACUAGAACAGUUUAACAGUUGGGAUAUACCAAGAUUUCCAGUGGAUGGUAAAAUUCUGAAAGACAAUGGAGUUCCUCCAGGCAAGAUGUAUGGGCGAAUUAUAAACAAACUAAAGGAUAUUUGGAUAGACAAUGAAUACAAACAAACCACUGCAGAUUUAGUAAAAUUGUUGCCUAGUAUUAUAGGUGAACAUAAAAAUAAAUAAAUAAUUAACAUUAAAAUACUUUCAUUUCAAA
Messenger RNA from Pararge aegeria (speckled wood butterfly), 1668 nucleotides. Its product is annotated as CCA tRNA nucleotidyltransferase 1, mitochondrial. Gene Ontology annotation, biological process: RNA processing. The record is from RefSeq and is a predicted model, not a curated record. The coding region runs from base 273 to 1637 and encodes 454 amino acids. The transcript is spliced from 6 exons. Lineage: Eukaryota; Metazoa; Arthropoda; Insecta; Lepidoptera; Nymphalidae. Gene Ontology annotation, molecular function: nucleotidyltransferase activity; RNA binding.